Molecule: messenger RNA, 1236 nt
Organism: Necator americanus (New World hookworm)
Lineage: Eukaryota; Metazoa; Nematoda; Chromadorea; Rhabditida; Ancylostomatidae
Exons: 10
Coding region: 1-1236 (411 amino acids)
Source: RefSeq, a predicted model, not a curated record
AUGUCGCCACUGCUAUCGAUCGUCAUAUCGAUCGGACUCGCCCACGCAUUUGAUGUACCGUGUACACAAAAACUAAUCGGAAACAAAUGUUUGUUUGAUGAGGAAUGUUAUGGUAUGAACACAGUUUGUCGAAAUGGUCGUUGCACUUGUCCGACAAAUUUUGAGGAAUUCGAUAUCGACGAUAGGACAACCAUAUGCCGACUUGCACCAUCUAAAAUAGGAGACACAUGUCAACGUGAUUGUAAACCACCGUUACUAUGUCGUGAUGGACGAUGCGAAUGUUGGGGAGGAAGUAUUGUCGAUGGGGAAUGCGUAGUGCCUUGCCCGGCUGGCCAACAAUUGUACGGGGUUGAAUGCACUAGAGUGGCACAUUAUGGACAAAUCUGUGAAAAGGAUAGUCAGUGUGUUGAUCCCUUCAAUGCAUGCGUUGGUGGAACUUGUCAAUGUGCUCCAGGAACUACAAGGGAUGUUAUGCGUGGAUUUUGUUAUGCUGUAUGUCCUGAUGGAAUGCAUCCACGUCAAACAUGUCGUCGAUUAUUCGUAAAUGAUGUGGAUAUGUUGGAGAAUGCAGCAAACACGGAUAGUUGUCCGUUAGGAUAUCGAUGUGUGACCUACGGUAGUCCAUACGUUGGUCACUGCUGUCGACUACGUUGUCCUUAUGGGGAACCGGAUCUCAGCCAAUCAUGUGAUGCUGGUUCAGCUCCGGAAUCAAAAUGUCGACCUCUCACACACUUUUGCUACUCGAUCACUGAGCCAGGGUGGAAAUCGUCACUAUGCUGCCCUCGUCCAUGUCGUGAUCCUACACCUCUUUACAUUAAUGGACAAUGCUUAUCCAUAGCGCAUAGGGAUGAUCCUUGUCAAAUUGACCAACAGUGUGAAGGCGGAAUCUCCAUGUCUUGCACGCUCGGCACGUGUCAAUGCAAGCUCGGCUAUCAUCCAUAUAAUGAUGACCGAUUUCCUACUUGCGAGAAAAGUUGCAAUCAACUGGAUGAAAUUCCUUCCUCGGAUCGUUGCCUUCAAAAAGCUCAACUAGGUCAACGAUGCCUUUCGAAGAAACAAUGUCCAAAUUUUUCGGAUUGCAAGUUUGGAACUUGUCAAUGCCUAUGUGGAUAUAAGCAAGUGCGGGACAACAUUCUUGGCACAAGAUGUACGAAUCCGGAUGAUCCGCUCAGUUUGAAUACGAUACUGACGGGCGUCGAACAACUAUUUGGCAACAAACGGGCCACUCGAAACUGA